Heterocephalus glaber (naked mole-rat) is the source of this 2548-nucleotide messenger RNA. It is a transcript of the gene Rab18, whose product is annotated as RAB18, member RAS oncogene family. The record is from RefSeq and is a predicted model, not a curated record. Gene Ontology annotation, molecular function: GTP binding; GTPase activity. NCBI's taxonomy places the organism in Eukaryota, Metazoa, Chordata, Mammalia, Rodentia, Bathyergidae.
AGCGCAUGCGCAGCGGGAGGCCCACGCUCCCGGAAAGAGUCCCGAGGCUCGGGUGUGCGCAGGCGCCGACCCGUCCGGAGGCGGAACUGGGGGGGGACGCGGCUCGGGCCGUCUAAACACCCGGAGUGGAGCGAGGUGCGGUGCGCACGCGCGGGCCGCGCUAAGGGGAAGGGUUGAGAGGCGCAUUCGGCGGCCGGCGAGGUCGCGAUGGACGAGGACGUGUUGACCACUCUGAAGAUCCUUAUUAUCGGCGAGAGCGGGGUGGGCAAGUCCAGCCUCCUCUUGAGGUUCACAGAUGAUACUUUUGAUCCAGAACUUGCAGCCACGAUAGGUGUUGACUUCAAGGUGAAAACAAUUUCAGUGGAUGGAAAUAAGGCCAAACUUGCAAUAUGGGAUACUGCUGGUCAAGAGAGGUUUCGAACAUUAACUCCUAGCUACUACAGAGGUGCACAGGGUGUUAUAUUAGUUUAUGAUGUCACAAGAAGAGACACCUUUGUUAAGCUGGAUAAUUGGUUAAAUGAAUUGGAAACAUACUGUACAAGAAAUGACAUAGUAAACAUGCUAGUUGGAAAUAAAAUCGAUAAGGAAAAUCGUGAAGUUGAUAGAAAUGAAGGCCUGAAAUUUGCACGCAAGCAUUCCAUGUUAUUUAUAGAGGCAAGUGCAAAAACCUGUGAUGGCGUACAGUGUGCCUUUGAGGAACUUGUUGAAAAGAUCAUUCAGACGCCUGGACUGUGGGAAAGUGAGAACCAGAAUAAAGGAGUCAGACUGUCACACAUGGAAGACAGCCACGGACGAGGAGCCUGUGGUGGUUACUGUUCUGUGCUAUAAACUCUGGGAAGCCCAUCUCUUGCAUAAUCGAUGAGAUAGUGACAUCUUCUGUAUAUAAACUCUAACUGCUACUUAGGGACCUUGCAGUUUGCACAUAAUUGUUUUGUAUCAUGGCAGUAAAUAUUUGUGAGAAAUUCCACUCAUCGGCUUUCCCAGGGACAGUGUUAUGGUAUGCAUGCAGUGUGUAGUCUGCAGUUUUUUAUGUAACAUAAAAUAGGUGUCCCUUUAAGAGUACAUUUGAUUUUGUGAUUUACAUUUAUCAUGUAACUUUGUAGAACACUCAUCUAUCCAGUAUAUGUUACUAUGGAGUCUGCUUUUGGUCUCUUUUGCUUAAAUACUCCUAUUAAUUACUGAAUUACUUGAUGUGUGGAACUCCUAGACCCACUGGGAGGUAAGUCAGUACCACCAGGCCUGCCAGAUUUCCUCUGAGGAGUAGCAGAGCGCGACUUCCUCACCUCCCAGGAUGUCUGAGAGUCUCUUCCACUACUAAGCUCAGACUGUAGCUCAGGCCACUACAUAAUUAAAUUUCUAUUUGUCCUGAUGACACUUCCAAAAUAGUGUUAGUAUAUUACAGAAGUUUGGUAUUACUUUUUAGCUUAUCUCAUUGAUUGGGUUGGUUGUUUGUAGUUUCAGUCCUGUGAUACUACAUUGGAUUCAUGUUCCUUUGCAGUGUUUUGAGUUAGAUAGUGUUCGGCAGAACAGCAAUAAGGUUUUCCCUCAUUUUCCUUUCAGAAGGACAUGAAUAUGUUGAUUGAAACUCCUUUAGUCCUUAUCACCUCUAAACCAACAUCUUUUUUCAUAAAUGUUGGUUGUGUUUGUCCAGGUACCUUCAUUGUAACUCGUGUAAUGUUUAUGAAUAUCUGUAUCUUAGGGCUUUCAUAAAUGGCUAGUUGAUAUUCAGAAACCCAUUUCUGUGUAUUGAGGGGUGGGGAAAAAACCCUAAAUGACAAUUUGAGAAAGACAUAUUCCUUCCAGACUCUAACGUGUGGGAAAAUACUUUUGCAAUGAAAAUCUUGAUAAUUUACUGUGACAAGUAACCAUUAGUUUAUCAAAACUAACUUGUACACUAAUAAAUCUUUGCAACAGUAUUGUUUUCUAACUUCUUGCUUUUGUACAUUGUGUGUUUUUUCAGUCUUGUUAUUUAGUUUACUUUGAUCUCUGCUGUUUUAAGUCUAUUUGUAAGUAAUUCCUCCUUCAAACCUGGUCACUACAAUACCCCUCAGUAAGAUUCUGAUAUUAAUUUCUUGGCAGUUUAUUCUCUAUUAUAAUUGUAAAUGAUAAACAUUUUUGUGGACCUUUGCAAUAUGUGUGUUAGUGAUUUUACUUCAGGAUGGGCUCUUUAUGGAAUACACAUCUUCACAAAUGAAAUCCUCACAUUCUAUUUGGUUUACACUUGUUAGUCUACAUUACAUAAUGAGUAAAGCAUUUAUGCAUUGUGUAUUAAUUCUGCAAUGUUACUGAAAGGUAGCUAAUGUGCUUAUGAUUUGGUCCUGUAGCAUUAAACCUAGAUUUAUGUAUUUAUGUAGAGUUGUUUUGACAAAACUUUUCUAUUUUUGCUCCUUUGGCUAUGUAGCAGUCUUUCUUGUACAUUGAAUUGUUGUCUUGAUUUGGUCACGAUUUGGAUACAUGGAGAUCACUUGAAUAUAAUUUUAAGAAUUUUGUUUGAUUUUUAUUGUAACCUUUCAUAGUUUUUGAAUAAAUACAGCCUGCUUUCCCUAGA